Molecule: messenger RNA, 1494 nt
Organism: Neogale vison (American mink)
Lineage: Eukaryota; Metazoa; Chordata; Mammalia; Carnivora; Mustelidae
Gene: FSCN3
Product: fascin actin-bundling protein 3
Exons: 6
Coding region: 1-1494 (497 amino acids)
Biological process (GO): establishment or maintenance of cell polarity; actin filament bundle assembly; cell migration
Cellular component (GO): cytoplasm; actin cytoskeleton; growth cone
Molecular function (GO): protein-macromolecule adaptor activity; actin filament binding
Source: RefSeq, a predicted model, not a curated record
AUGGAGGAGGUGGAGUGGACGCGAAGACCCAAGCCUGAGGAGCUAAGGGUUGGGCUCAUCAGCUGGGCAGGAUCCUACCUCACUUUUGAGGCAUAUAAGAACACGGUCACUGCUACUGCAAAGGGCUUGGGCCGGAGACAGACCUGGGAGAUCUUGGUGAGCAAUGAGCAUGACACACAGGCGGUGGUCCGACUACGGGGCUUGCAAGGCCUUUACCUCCUGUGCGAGGCAGAUGGCAGUCUAUGCUACGGCCGGCCCAGGACCAGCCACCACGGGUGCUUCCUCCUGCGUUUCCACCGCAAUGGCAAGUGGACCCUCCAGUGCAUAAUUAGUGGCCGUUACCUGGAGUCUGACGGUGAAGAUGUGUUCUGCAACUCCAGGGUCCUCUCAGCCUACCACAUGUGGACCCCCCGUCCGGCCCUGCACGUCCACGUGAUCCUCUACAGCCCUGUGAACCACUGCUACGCCCGGGCUGACCCCACUGUGGGCCGUGUCUGGGUGGAUGCGCCCGUUCCCUGCCUGGAGGAAUGUGGCUUCCUGUUGCAUUUCCAAGAUGGAUGCUACCACCUGGAGACCUCAACACACUUCUUCCUGUCCCACGUAGACCGGCUGGUCCCCCAACCCUCAGCACAGACGGCUUUUCACAUGCAGGUGCGGCCAGGAGGGCUCGUGGCCCUUAGCGACGGAGAAGGAGGCAUGCUGUACCCGCAGGGCACACGCCUGCUUCUGGGCCUGGGCUCCAAUCCCCACAGGGGUGAGGAGUGGUUCGUCCUACAGCGCUGUCCCACCUGGGUCAGCCUCAGGUCCAAGACUCGGAAGUUCCUCUCCAUCGUCUAUGAUGUUGAGGUAUGCGCUGCCUCUGAGCACAUAACCCCAAUGUCCUUGUUCCAGUUUGAAUGCGACGAUGAGAGCCCCACCUUGCAGCUUCGUGCAGCCAAUGGCUGCUACCUAGCCCAGAGGCACCACAGAACAGUGGUGGCUAAUGGGCACCCCAUGGAGCCUGAUACCUUCUUCCGAGUGCACUGGAAUUGUGGCAAGAUCAUCCUGCAGUCUCCCAAUGGACGCUUCUUGGGCAUCAUAGACAAUGGCCUGCUGAUGGCCAAUGCCACCAUCCCAGGCCCCAAUGAGGAAUUUGGGAUUCGAUUAGCUAACCGGCCCUUCCUUGUACUGCGAGGUCGUUAUGGGUACGUGGGCACGUCCUCAGAGCAUGACCUCAUGAAGUGCAAUAUGGACCAGCCCGACUGCAUCCAUCUGCUGCCUUGCCGCCAGGGCAUCUACCACUUCCAGGCACAGGGUGGAUCCUUCUGGUCAAUAACAUCCUUCGGCACCUUUCGUCCUUGGGGGAAGUUUGCUCUCAACUUCUGUAUAGAGCUUCACGGGAGCAACCUGCUCACGGUGCUGGCACCCAAUGGAUUCUAUAUACGAUCCGACCGAAGCGGCACCCUGUUGGCGGACAGCGAAGAGAUUACCAAAGAGUGUAUUUGGGAGUUUUAG